AAAGAGCUCUCAAACGCCAUGGCAGAUGUUAUCCAGAGACGACCAAUCCACCACCCACCAUGUUGCUCUUCAACCUCGCCCUCCUCGCCUCUGCAAUAGCAGCCCAACUAUCCUCCAACCUCACCCAAAUCACAAACUUCGGCCCCAACCCCCGAAAUGUAUCAAUGUACAUCUACGUCCCCUCUCCCCUGCCCAAAAACGCGCCCAUAAUGGUCGUUCCCCACUGGUGCACGGGCACCGGCCCGCAAGUCUUCGCCUCUCGCCCCUACGCAUCCCUCGGUGAUCAAUACGGUUUCAUCUCCAUCUACCCCUCCUCCGCAGACCCAGGUCACUGCUGGGACGUCAGCAGCAAUCAAUCCCUCACACAUGAAGGAGGUGGGGAUGCCCUCGGUAUCGUGUCCAUGGUGCGCUGGACGCUGCGGAAGUAUGGCGCGGAUAAGAACCGCGUGUUCGUCACCGGCACCAGCUCCGGCGCCAUGAUGACAAACGUCCUGGUGGGCAGCUACCCCGAUGUGUUUGCCGCCGGCAGCGCCUUCGCCGGCGUGCCAUUUGGAUGUUUCGCAGGCAACGGGUAUACGGUUUGGAACGACGACUGCGCUAAGGGACGGAUCGUCAAGACGGGCAAGGAGUGGGCGGCGCUCGUCAAGGCGGCGUAUCCCGGGUACAAGGGGUUCAGGCCGAAGAUGCAGAUCCUGCACGGCACGAACGAUACCACACUGUACCCGCAGAAUUUCAGGGAGGAGAUCAAGCAGUGGACUACCGUGUUGGGCGUUAGUGAGAUCCCAACGGAGACUAAGCGGGAUACGCCGCAGGUGGGCUGGACGAGGACGCGGUAUGGGAGGGAGGUUGAGGCGUAUGAGGCUGCUAACGUCACGCAUAAUAUUCCUGAUCAGCCGGAUGUGUUGAUGGCGUUUUUCGAUCUGAAGUGUAAGGGGGCGAGGUGCUUUUCGAGGGUUUCGGGGCAUUAGAUGGGAGAGGAGGACGAGAUGUGUAUAUCUACGAAGAUUGGGC
Messenger RNA from Dothidotthia symphoricarpi CBS 119687, 1011 nucleotides. RefSeq names its product carbohydrate esterase family 1 protein. The transcript has a single exon. Lineage: Eukaryota; Fungi; Ascomycota; Dothideomycetes; Pleosporales; Dothidotthiaceae. Gene Ontology annotation, molecular function: hydrolase activity. The record is from RefSeq and is a predicted model, not a curated record. Gene Ontology annotation, cellular component: extracellular region. Bases 60 to 968 code for a protein of 302 amino acids.